This is a messenger RNA of Cydia fagiglandana, 398 nucleotides long. Its product is annotated as cellulose-complementing protein-like. Lineage: Eukaryota; Metazoa; Arthropoda; Insecta; Lepidoptera; Tortricidae. The transcript is spliced from 2 exons. The coding region runs from base 126 to 371 and encodes 81 amino acids. The record is from RefSeq and is a predicted model, not a curated record.
UUGCCAUAAGUCGUUUGGCAACUCGAAUACUUAGAACACUAUAAAUUGAAGACAUGGCGCCAAGUCAGUUAGUUGGCCACUAACGCGAUAGCCCUUUGGUUUUGAAGAAAAAAGAAUUAGUAAAAAUGUAUCGUCUGUUUACAAUUCUCACCGUCCUUGCGGCAGUGUCGGCCGCCCCCGCCCCCAAGCCGGUGGUGGUGUACCCGCCAGCCGUGUACCAUCCUCCCGUGUACCCGGCGCCGCUACACUACCCCGCCCCCGUGGCGGUGUCCCAUGUCAGUACUUUACUGAACCACCACCCGGUGCUACCUUACUCGCCGUACCGCGUCCUACCUGUACCGGCCGCUCCAAUUGUACCGCCUUACUUCUAAGUUUUAAUUCUUGCGCCGAUUGUCAUU